Messenger RNA from Pan troglodytes (chimpanzee), 2815 nucleotides. RefSeq names its product zinc finger protein 682. The record is from RefSeq and is a predicted model, not a curated record. The transcript is spliced from 6 exons. Gene Ontology annotation, molecular function: DNA-binding transcription factor activity, RNA polymerase II-specific; RNA polymerase II cis-regulatory region sequence-specific DNA binding. Bases 423 to 1697 code for a protein of 424 amino acids. Gene Ontology annotation, cellular component: PcG protein complex; chromatin; transcription regulator complex. Gene Ontology annotation, biological process: regulation of transcription by RNA polymerase II. Lineage: Eukaryota; Metazoa; Chordata; Mammalia; Primates; Hominidae.
AAUCAGGCGUGCAGCCGGACAGAAGGGCGCGGCUUCCGGGAUCUGGCGGGGCCUUCGUCUCUCUUGCCAGCCUCAGCUGGGUCGUCUUCUGUGCUCGGCGUGCUCUGCUCGGGGAAGCUCAGGUGGCCGCCACAGCCUCUUGCCCUCUGACCUGCAGGUAUCAGGAGAUCCAUAGCUAAGAAGCCUGGACACCCGGGAAGCUGGGAAAUGCUCUGCCAGAUCAGCCUGCUUCCCAGGCCGUAUCCCACCCUGAAAUCUCCGUCACAGAAUUCAUUAGAAGACAUCAGAGUUGUUGCGUGGUGGUUCCUGUGAUCUCUCCAGAGCAGGUGCCGACAAUUUUCCCAAAUCCAAAAGCAGGUGUGAUUUGUCCAGAUAAUCUCACCUGAGAAGGAAUCCCAGAGAAGAAGGAAGAAGAGGAAGAAAUGGCUGGUUCUCAGGGACUGUUGAUAUUCAGGGAUGUGGCCAUAGAAUUCUCUCCGGAGGAGUGGAGCUAUCUGGACCCUGCUCAGCAGAAUCUGUAUAGGGACGUGAUGUUAGAAAACUACAGAAACCUGGUCUCCCUGGGUAUUGCUGUCUCUAAGCCAGACCUGAUCACCUGUCUAGAGCAAAGGAAUGAGCCCUGGAAUGUGAAGAAACAUGAGACAGUAGCCAGACACCCAGCUGUUUCUUCUCAUUUCACCCAAGACCUCUUGCCAGAGCAUGGUAUAAAAGAUUCAUUUCAAAAAGUGAUACUGAGAAGAUAUGGAAGCUGUGGCAUUGAGAAUUUACACUUAAAGAAAGAUUGGGAAAGUGUGGGUGAAUCUAAGGUGCAGAAAGAAUGUUGUAAUGGACUUAACCAAUCUUUAUCAACGACACAUACCAAAAUCUUUCAAUUUAAUAAAUGUGUGAAAGUCUUUAGUAAAUCAUCAAAUCUAAAUAGACAUAAGAUAAGACAUACUGGAGAGAUAUCUUCCAACUGUAAAGAAUGUGACAAUUCCUUUUACAUAUCCUCAGUUCUAACUCCACUUCAGAGAAUCCACACCGCAGAGAAAUCCUACAAGUGUAAACAAUGUGGGAAAGCCUUUAUGCACUGCUCAUGCUUUCUUGAACAUGAGACAAUUCAUAAUGAAGAGAAACAUUACAAAUGUAAAGAAUGUGGAAAAGUCUUUAAAUCCUUCACAAGCCUUUCUAAUCACAUUAUAAUUCAUACUGGAGAGAAACUCUAUAAAUGUGAAGAAUGUGGCAAAGCUUUUAACCACAGUUCAAACCAUGCCAAACAUAAGAAAAUUCACACUGGACAGAAACCCCAUAAAUGUGAAGAAUGUGGCAAAGCCUUUAACUGGUUCUCAUACCUAACUCUACAUAAAAGAAUUCAUACUGGAGAGAAACCCUACAAAUGUGAUGAAUGUGGCAAAGCUUUUAACCAGUGUUCAAACCUCACUAAACAUAAGAGAAUUCAUACUGGAGAGAAACCCUACAAAUGUGAAGAAUGUGGCAAAGCUUUUAACCGGUGCUCACACCUUACUGAACAUAAAAGAAUUCAUACUGGAGAGAAGCCCUAUAAAUGUGAAGAAUGUGGUAAAGUCUUUAUAUCUUGUUCAAGCCUUUCAAACCAUAAGAGAAUUCAUACAAGAGAGAAAUGCUACAAAUCUGAAGAAUGUGGCAAAACCUUUAACCACUGCUCAGACCUCAAUGUACCUGAGAAAAUUCAUACCUGAGAAAAAUCCUACAAAUGUAAAAAAUGUGGCAAAGCCUUUAAUACCUGCUCGUGUCUUACUCAGGACCAGAGUUCAUAUUGAACUAAAGAAUUAUAAAUAUAAUGACUGUCACAACACCUUUCACAGAAAAAAAUAAUUUUACCACAGAUUAAUUUGUUCAUUAAUGGAACUUUAAUUCUGUGGGUUUUUUUUUUUUUUUUGGUCUACAUAAAUCUGUCCUUAUGCCAGUACUAUAUUGUUUAAUUACUGUAACAUUGUAGUAAGAAUUUAUAUCAGGAGUGCAAGUUACUAAAUUUUGUUAUUAUUUUUCAGAAUUCUUGUGUGUUUGAUUUUCUUUACAUGUUUAUAUGGAUUUUAGGAAGAGCUUGUCAAUUUAUAUUAAAGAAAAGCUACAUUGGAAUUUGCAUUGAAUUUGUAGAUAAAUUUGUUGGGUAUUUUGAUCUUCAUAUUCAGUAUUGUUAUAUUUGAAUAUUGAGUAUAUCUCAGUUUAUUCAGCUCUUUGAUUUCUUUCAGCAUUUUAAAUAAUUUUCAGUGUAUAGUAUGUGCAGUUAUUUUGUUAAGUUCAUUUCUAAUUUUUUUUUCUAGGAUACUAUUAAUGAAAUUUUAAUUUAAUUCUUAUUUUGUUUAUUCCUAUAAUAUAAAAGUACUAUCUAACCUUGUAUGUUGAUCUUGUGGCAUUGAUGAACUUCUAUAUUAGCUCAAGUAGGUUUUUAUUUAUUUAUUACUUUAUUUUAUUUUAUUUUAUUUUAUUUUUUUGAGACAGAGUCUCACUCUGUCACCCAGGCUGGAGUGCAGUGGCCGGAUCUCGGCUCACUACAAGCUCUGCCUCCUGGGUUCACGCCAUUCUCCUGCCUCAACCUCCCAAGUAGCUGGGACUACAGGCGCCUGCCACUGUGCCUGGCUAAUUUUUUGUAUUUUUAGUAGAGACAGGGUUUCACCAUAUUAGCCAGGAUGGUCUCGAUCUCCUGACCUUGUUAUCCGCCUGCCUCGACCUCCCAAAGUGCUGGGAUUACAGGCGUGAGUCACCAUGCCCAGCCUCAAGUAGGUUUUUAAUGAAUUUCUUAUACUUUUAAAAUACAACAUUAUGGCAAUAAAAGACUAUUCCACUUCUUUUCUAA